Messenger RNA from Puntigrus tetrazona (Sumatra barb), 1664 nucleotides. RefSeq names its product cerebellin 12 (gene cbln12). The transcript is spliced from 4 exons. The record is from RefSeq and is a predicted model, not a curated record. Gene Ontology annotation, molecular function: protein binding. Bases 497 to 1090 code for a protein of 197 amino acids. Lineage: Eukaryota; Metazoa; Chordata; Actinopteri; Cypriniformes; Cyprinidae. Gene Ontology annotation, cellular component: glutamatergic synapse; synaptic cleft.
GGUGGGAAGGGGAGGGUCUUGAGAGACAGGAUGAGUACAGGAAGAUCUGUAAGCUGUCAGAUUCAGCGUUUCUCUACAGAAGCUUUGACACUUUGCAUCAUUACACCUGGGAAAUCGAGGGACAGCCCACUAAAUCGGGUUGGCUAUGAUGAUGGAUUUUUUUCAGGAUAUCGAGAAACCUCUAAGUGUCCUUGCCUUUGGUCCCCUACAGGCAAUUUAACAAGCACAGAAGCAGCUCUUCGUCGGGAAACUGUCACAGACAGGAGGGUGACGACAAAAUAGCGCAAAAGAGGGAGAGAGAGAGUAAAAGAGUAAGUGAAGGUGAAAGACAAAACCGAGGAUUUCAAGAUCUAUAACUUUUACAAUAACUUCACAAUUUUUGAGGAUCCUUCACUUAUUUUUCCUGGGUUUCCAGAAGACGACCUACUCAAUAACAUUUUAGGGAACAUUUGCAUCUAAUUUCAUCUGAGAUAUCACAAGUUGAAUUAAUAAGACAAUGCUGCCCAGCUCUGGGUUGCCAAAGCUGAUACUAGCUACACUUCUGCUAAUCGGCCCCCUAGUUGUCAAAGGGCAAAAUGACACAGAGCCCAUAGUACUGGAGGGCAAAUGCCUGGUGGUCUGUGACUCCACACCGUCUUCGGAACCAGCAGGUAAUGCGCUGGGAAUGUCCGUGCGAUCAGGUACCGGCCGCGUGGCCUUCUCCGCUACACGGCAAACCAACCAUGAGCCCACAGAUAUGAGCAAUCGUACCAUGAUCAUCUAUUUUGACCAGAUCUUGGUGAAUGUUGGUGGUCAUUUUGACCAAGAGAGCAGUAUCUUCCUUGCUCCGAGACGAGGGGUGUACAGCUUCAACUUCCAUGUGGUGAAGGCAUACAACAGGCAAACCAUACAGGUGAGUUUGAUGUUAAACGGAUGGCCGAUGAUCUCAGCCUUUGCUGGAGACCAGGAUGUGACACGAGAAGCAGCCACAAAUGCUGGGCUGGUGAUUAUGGAAAGAGGAGACAAGGCUUACCUCAAGCUAGAAAGGGGCAACUUAAUGGGAGGCUGGAAGUACUCAACUUUUUCAGGCUUCCUGGUCUUCCCUUUAUAAAAAAACUACCGCGUCAACAGCUGGGAGAGGAGGAGGGUGACAUGCUCUCUGGGGAUUUUUAUUUUAAGAAAAUGGAAGUCACAGAAAAGGUUAUAUUUGUUCUUCCUCUUUUUGGUGGCAGAGCAGAUAAAAUGAAGAAAAUGAGAUGAUAAAUAUUAUAAUUAAAUAUUAUUUAUUUAUUUUAUUAUUUUAAAAUAUAAUUCAAUAUGACUGAUAUGACAAGAUUAGAAAAAAAUGACUGGAAAAUCACUAAAAAGUCACUAAAAUGAAUUUGAUUGUCUUUUUUGGAAUGUAUUUCAGAUAAUAUGCUAAUGUGUAUGAUUAAACUGAAAAAAACAAGGCAUUGAGGAAAAUAAGAAAAGACGUUCGUAGUAAUAUACAGUAUUACAGAGGUUGUAUAUCAGAGGGGGUUUUUUUUAAUCAAUUUCUGAAAUCACUUAAUUCAAAUAUAACUUAUCGACUUGAUGUGAGAUUUCUGUUUCUUAUAUGUUUGCCUGCUUAUGGAGCUGUGUGUGUGUGUAAUAUAAAGCUUUGUAAAAAUAAAUCUCAUUAAACCAAACCCCUUGACAAAAUA